AUGGCCGAGCCAACGUCUCCUCAUUACGUCGCAGUGGCCCUAACCCCAGCGGAUGUUACAGCCCUACUAUGCCCCCGUUUCCGCAUCAAUGUAGGCCAAAUACCAACACCAGAUCCCGUCUGCGUUGCCUGCGAGCCUAUCCCAGUGGGGUGGAACAACAAGUACUUCCGAGUCUCUGUCGUGAGCGUCCCUGGUGCCAACUGCGGCGGCGAUCAAACCAUCGCUUCUUUCACAACGACGUACAUCUUGCGGAUCAUCAACGAGGUUGCCGCCUUACGCUACGUCGCUACAGCGAUCAAAAACCGCCCCGUACCAACGGUCGUGGCAUAUCAGGUCGUCGAUCCACUAAAACUUGAAACUGGCGAAUUCCAUUGGAUGCUAGUGACAGAGAUGCCCAUGGACAACCUGCAAGACGCGUGGCCAACCCUCACGCAACAGCAAAAAGAGGCCGUGGUCGACCAGCUGGCACGCAUCGUCUGCGAGAUGCGCAAAUGUACGUUUGACCGCAUUGGGGGCUGGACCCUCACCAGUGGCGGCGACGGGGAGGGAACAGAAGCGCUACCUGCCAUCGGCCCAUACUGGACCGGUCCACUCGCAUCUGUCCCACGCAAUGAUAGCGGUGACUUUCCAAACCUUAACCAGCGGUGGAACCGUGGUCCACAUGCCACCGCCACCGAUUACUACAUGGCCGCCUUCGACGCGGCGUCAGCUUGCCUCCUCCCCGUCCAUCCGGCCCUGCACGACCGGAUCAUCACAGCCCGCGCUUCUCUUGUCCGGCUUCUCGGCAGCCUAUACCAGAGCCCCCCACGCGUCCCCGGGAAAAUUGCCAUUACGGCGCUGCUGGACUGGGAGUGGAGCGGAGCGUUCCCGGCGCCGCGCGAAUGGGCGUGUGGAAUGCUGCUUCUCGAAGGCCAUGAGGAGGACAAUACUUGGAGCGUGCGGCGAUUUCGAGAGCGGGUUCAGGACGCGCCGCUGGCAGAGGACGUUCGGACAAAGUAUGAGGCGAUCGAGCAUGCUUUGGACGCGAUGGAGCUGUGGCAUGAUGAUCGAAAGGACGGGUUUGUGCGGAAAGUGCAGCAGAAGAUGGAUGCGAUUGUGUCGUUGGCGGCGGGUGCAUCUGAAUAUAUGGGGAAUGGUGGAGACGGCAAGUCUUCUGCAACAUAUUUAGAGUCAUUCACAUUAUAA
Messenger RNA from Fimicolochytrium jonesii, 1185 nucleotides. RefSeq lists its product as uncharacterized. The record is from RefSeq and is a predicted model, not a curated record. NCBI's taxonomy places the organism in Eukaryota, Fungi, Chytridiomycota, Chytridiomycetes, Spizellomycetales, Powellomycetaceae. The coding region runs from base 1 to 1185 and encodes 394 amino acids. The transcript has 3 exons.